This is a messenger RNA of Batrachochytrium dendrobatidis JAM81, 885 nucleotides long. RefSeq lists its product as uncharacterized. The transcript has 2 exons. The coding region runs from base 1 to 885 and encodes 294 amino acids. Lineage: Eukaryota; Fungi; Chytridiomycota; Chytridiomycetes; Rhizophydiales. The record is from RefSeq and is a predicted model, not a curated record.
AUGAAAUUGGUUGAUAUUUUAUUCGUACUGAGCGCGGCAGCAACCACUAAUGCAAUAUUGAUACCGACUGGUAACGAUGGUUCACUCCAAGCAUCAGGCACUUUCAGUCAAGUGUCUGGUCCAACAAAUGAGCCUAUUCCACAAAUUCCCGACGAUGACUGGCAAGAAAUAAUGGAUAUGAUUCAUUCAAAAAACCCCAAUCAAGACCAACAACAACCAAUUGAUGUAGUUGAUCCAAACAUUUUCAGUCAAGUGUCUGGUUCAACCAAUGAGCCUAUUCCACAAAUUCCCGAAGAUGACUGGCAAGAAAUAAUGGAUAUGAUUCAUUCAAAAAACCCCAACCAAGACCAGCAACAAUCAAUUGAUGUAGUUGAUCCAAGCACUUCCAGACGAGGUCGAAAACGACCAAUUGAUGAACUGGGUCCAAGCACUUCCAAACAAGUUUGGAAAAAUGUAAUCGAUAAACCCGAUCCAGGCAUUCCGGAAGACUGGCGAGAGUUGAUUGAUGAGGUCAAUUCAAAUAUUGAUAACCAAGACCAGCAACAACCAACUGAUCAACCCAGUCCGAACACUUCCAGUCAAAACCAGCAACAGCCAAUAGACGAGGAUGAGUCUGCCAAUACUGUUACAAAUCAAAUAGCUGUAUUACGCCAAAGAUAUCAGAGAACCCUUGAUCGUAUAAGACAAAAACUUGUAGUGUCUAAAAUAAUACAAGACAAAAAACACAAAGAGUAUUAUGACUAUGAAAGCCUUGGAUGGGAACACCGGUCAGCGUUAGAAAUGGGCAAAGAUGUAUCUGAAUCAACGUACGAUCCAAAGGUUGAAAAGCGAUUGAAACAAGAGUAUAGAGAGAUUUGGAUUGAUGAUGAUUUUGAUUUUGAAUAA